Rosa chinensis is the source of this 480-nucleotide messenger RNA. RefSeq lists its product as uncharacterized. Lineage: Eukaryota; Viridiplantae; Streptophyta; Magnoliopsida; Rosales; Rosaceae. Bases 1 to 480 code for a protein of 159 amino acids. The record is from RefSeq and is a predicted model, not a curated record. Gene Ontology annotation, molecular function: RNA-DNA hybrid ribonuclease activity; nucleic acid binding. The transcript has a single exon.
AUGCAUUGGUUGAAGGUGAAUACAGAUGGUUCUUUUCGAGACAAUAGCACAGCUGGAUUUGGGGGGAUAUUUAGAGAUUAUGAGGGUCAGUUUAGAGGAGCUUUUGCUAAAAACGUGGAGAUUCUCAGUGCAAUUGAUGCGGAAGUGUUGGCAGUUAUUGAGGCUUUGAGGAUUGCUUGGGUUAAGAGUUGGACUCACAUCUGGCUCGAAACCGACUCCAUGCUGGUGGUUCAAUAUUUCAAGAAUCCAAAGUUAGUUCCAUGGAGGGUACGGAGGGCAUGGUCUAACUGUUUGUCUUCCACCCGUAUGAUCCAUUUUCGAGUCUUUCAUACUUUCCCGGAGGGGAACACUGUAGCUGAUGCUCUUGCUAAUCAUGGUGCGCUCAAUGUGGGUUAUAGCUGGUGGGAUGACCUUCCAUCCUUUAUUGCUGGUCAUUAUGGGCGCGACCUGUCUUCUAUGGUUUAUUAUAGAUUUCGGUGA